ACAAAGCCACACACAGAUAUACACAUACACACACACAAACACAUACAUUCUUACAUAUCUAAUAGUCUGAAGAAGAUGAGCUCCGGAGAACUGAAGCCGUUCAAGAAGAAAGAAGGGAGUGUGAUCCCAAAGGAGCGAGAGUUGGUGAAGACUAAAGCCGUCAAAGCCAUUUGCUCUUUGUUUCGUCCUUCGUGUGAUGGUAAACAAAGUUCUCAGCCAUCCGGAGACGGUGACCGUGACCGCGAUGGCAAGCGCGUCAAAUGCUCUCCAAAGACGAAAGAUUUCAAAGAAGCAGAAGAAUCUCAUGAGAAGUAUUGUUAUGUUCCAGAGAAGCUGUUUAUGUCGCGUUGUCCAAGUCGUGUUUCUCCACUUAAUCUUCCCGAGAAGAACCGGUUUAAUCCUAUCCCUGUCCCGGAUAAGUUUAUACAUAUCCCGGAUAAACUCCUUCCUCUUUCUCCUCCCGUAAAGUUGGCAUCUUUCUCUCCAAUCCAACCUUCAACCACAAGCAACUCAUCUCUCAGCUCAUCAAGCUCGUCACUUUCGACAGCUUCUUCAAUCUCGGUUUCGAAGGAGAGAUCUUUCUCCAACGAUUUCUUGCGUGCUUGUUACCAAGAGAAUUCACAUGUUGCUCGAAUUCAUUCCUUACGAGAAGCUUCUCUAUCAAUGAAAACCACAAAACCGGGAUAUCCUAGCCGGUUUGAUUCUCCGGUUAUACCAAACCGGUAUUCAGCAACACCAAACAGAGCAAAUGAAGAUCCUAAAAGAGGAUCAAAUUGUUCUAAGAGAACUCGAGAGCCAUCACCAAACCAUCGUGCAUUGACACGACAAAAGAGUUUUCGUCUAGAUCAAGAAAGAGUUAUUAUGUCUUCUUCAUCAAACACUUUAACCAAGGGAAAGUUCUUGAAAUCUCCAUCUCCAAGCAGAAGAUAUGAGGGACAUUUCUUGAAAUCUCCAUCUCCAAGCCGGAGAUUUGGUAUGACGGCGACUGAUUUGACGGUAAAAUCAGUCGCUUCUUGUGUAAGGAAAGAUAGUUUAGAUCUGUCUGGUCGCAAGACUUGUCAUAAGAGCAACAGAUCAGAGCCUCGGAUUCAUCGCAUAAGUUCUAAGAUCGACGAAACAAUUAUCAGAGAACUAGCCAUGGUGGCACAUUCACUCGUUCCUCUCUCACCGGCUGCUCACGCCACCAGACUCUCCUCUCCAUCGCGGCGGUCACUGCCGCAGGCUCCUCCCGUCGUCCUUGCAGUUCCACCUAUUAAUCGCAGGACAAUUUUGGUGGGGUUAGGGGGUGCACUAUGGAGUUGGAACGCUCUGACCGCUAAGGAGGAGGCAAUGGCGGCAGCAAGACGGCCGCCUCCACCACCACCUAAGGAGAAGAAAGACCCGACCGUGAGCGGAGUUCAGGCCAAGGUAUUGGCGAGUAAGAAGCGCAAAGAAGAAAUGAAGGCUUCCAUUGCUAAACUUAGAGAGAAAGGCAAACCUGUUGUUGAAGCAAAACCAACUUCUUCUUCUUCAGAAUAGCAUCCAAGCAACAAAAUUUAAACCCUUUCCAUUAAUUCAUCUGUCUACCAAAUUCAUCCCUAUGAUGUUAAUUCACUACCAUUAUAUUUCAAUUUACUCUUAUGCUGAUUUUGUGGUAGUAAAUCCAAAAGCAUUCU
Molecule: messenger RNA, 1655 nt
Organism: Arabidopsis arenosa
Lineage: Eukaryota; Viridiplantae; Streptophyta; Magnoliopsida; Brassicales; Brassicaceae
Source: the annotation of a GenBank genome assembly